GUGCCGCUCCCGGGUGGGGGCUGUUCAUGGCGGUUUCGGGGUCUCCAGCAGUUUUGCAGGUUGAGGUCCGAGAACCUCCUGAAGCGGGGUCAGCGGAGCUUGAGGUUCUUGCUGGUGUGAAAUGACUGAGUACAAACUGGUGGUGGUUGGAGCAGGUGGUGUUGGGAAAAGUGCUUUGACAAUCCAGUUAAUCCAGAACCAUUUUGUGGAUGAAUAUGAUCCCACCAUAGAGGAUUCUUACCGAAAACAAGUGGUGAUUGAUGGUGAGACUUGCCUGUUGGACAUACUGGACACAGCUGGACAAGAGGAGUACAGUGCCAUGAGAGACCAGUACAUGAGGACAGGCGAAGGAUUCCUCUGCGUUUUUGCCAUCAACAAUAGCAAAUCAUUUGCAGAUAUUAACCUUUACAGGGAGCAGAUUAAGCGAGUGAAAGACUCUGAUGAUGUUCCUAUGGUGCUGGUAGGGAACAAGUGUGACUUGCCAACAAGGACAGUUGACACAAAGCAAGCCCAUGAGCUGGCCAAGAGCUAUGGAAUUCCAUUCAUUGAAACCUCAGCCAAGACCCGACAGGGUGUAGAAGAUGCCUUUUACACACUAGUAAGGGAGAUACGCCAGUACCGAAUGAAAAAGCUCAAUAGCAAUGAUGAUGGCACUCAAGGUUGUAUGGGGUUGCCCUGUGUGGUAAUGUAGUAAGACCCUUUGAAAUUUCUGACAUCAGAAAAGAGCCACGUUCAAGCUGCACUGAUGCCCUGGUUCUGACAUCCCUGGAGGAGACGUGUUUCUUCUGCUCUCUGCAUCUCAUUGAAGCUCUGCUUCUGCUCCCCUUACUCAGUAGAUGAGCACAGCCAUCUAACCUGAGACCUCCUCAGAGUAACUACCUCCUCACUCGGCUGUCCAACCAGAGAAAUUUACCUGUUACUCCCCAGUAGUGUUCUGACCUGGCUUUUUCCUCCUUAGAAACACACACACCUCUGUCAACCGGGUUUGUCCUCUGAAAAGCAAUUUACACUUCGAUAAAGAGAACUAAACUAUAGAUAUGCAAUUCUGUUGACAAGAGUUUCUUAAGCUCUAUGGUAGCAACUGCUGGUGAUUUUUUUUUUCUUUUCCCCUAACUGUUGAACUUGGCCAUGUUAGUUUGUGGGGGAAAUGUCAUAAAUUACUGUUUCCCCGUGAAUAUAACUAAUGUUGCUGAUUGGAUUUGUACUGUGAUCAGCUAUAUUCUAAAAUCUGGCAUCUGCUCUGAGUUCCUAAAUGCAAACAUGUAUACUGACGAGUCCAUCCUCGUCUUCUCAGCUGCAUGAAAUUGAACCCAACCUUCACAACAAAGUGCCUUUUCCUAAAAGUGGUCUGUAGGCUUCCUUUGCCAUUUGUAAGUGGAAUGAAUAUUUCAAGAACCAUUGUAUAGGAAAGUGACUGAGCCAUCUACCGUUGAGGGAAAGGUGUGUCCACCUGAUGGCAGAUGCCAUGUCUGUGUCCAUAAAGAUAGUUUCCCUGUUUGGGAUUCUCCCAAGAUAAAGAUGAUACUGAAACAAUUAUGAAUAAUUUCACUUAAUUUUUAUCUAAUAUUUUUUGGUAGGUUACUACUUAUAAAUAUUUGUAAUUUCUUCUUGUUUACUGAUAUCCUAGCAUUCAAUGAACUUCCAUUAUAACCAAAUUUGGGUCAUACCAGGAAAUGCUCCAUCUGUAGUUAGUCAAAUACUAUAAAAACUGGUAUGUUAUUACUUUAUAGCAAUGAUCAAUGAUUCUUCCAACCUCAAAUAUAGUUUAUUAGCAGACAGAUUAUAUCUUUGCUGCAUCAUUUCUUCUUGGCAUAUAUAGAUAGAUAGUUAGAUAGAGCUGCCCUUAGUCCCCUUCUCACUGCCCCCCUUCCCUCAUCCUAUAGCAGUUCAAGCAUCCCACAAGAUCUUGAAUAAUUCUUUCAGUUGAAUAAAUCAUGGUGCUAAUGGACCAGGGUCAUGGUUUCAAAACUUGAACAAGCCAGUUAGCAUCACAGAGAAAAAAAUUCACCUAUAUUUGCUCCCUGCCCAUUACUUCUGCUUAUAGAUUUUUGCCUGAUGCCUGCUGUUAACGCUACAAGGAUAAAAGUGUGGUCCUGUACAAGGACUGGAAAUACUUAGUGUGCAGUGGAGUAAGCUUAGAAGUCUUUACAUUUUCAGAUCCUUAUUUUUAGCCACAUGGAAACUAAAGCCAGAGUUCAUACCUCCAUCCCUCUCUGCUGUCAUAUAACUGUUCUUUAUAUAGCUUUUUAAAAGUAUUUAUUUAAAACAUGUCGAUAAGUUAGUUUGCCAAAUAACAAAAGCUGAUGCGUUCAUUGAAAUCAAGAGAUAUCCUUUGCUGUUUGAGAAAAGAAUGUAAAAUACCAUAAAUGGUUGGUGUACAGGGGCUUGGUAUUCCCAUUUGCAGGUGAUGCCCUGGUACUUCAUUGGUGAGUUUUGUUUUUCAUGGUAAUACUUAAAACUCAGCCCAGUUAUUCUAAUGAAAAGUAAAAUUGGAUAUCUUGAUUGAAAAAAAAUGAAAUUAAUUCCAAAGUGGCCAUUUUCUUUUCUGUUCUUGUAAUACCUUAAAACCUACUGAGAACCUUGGGGCUCUUUUGUUUGUGACAGGACCUUGCUGUAUAGUUAUGGCUGGCCUCAAACUCACAGCAGUCCAAGUGCUGGGAUUACAGGCAUGUUUCACCACACCUUCCUGAUCCUUUACUUUCUAAUAUGAAUUUUCAUUGUUAAGCAAAUUCCCCAUCACCUUGGAACAAGAAACAUACCCUGUCUCCUCAGUGCUAAUGCUGGGACCAGUCACAUGGGGUUUGUGCUCCUAAACGCUGCCUUUAAGAGCAUUGCUCAGUCAUCCUCCUGCAGCUGCUGAGCCCAUUCACCUCCGCUUGUUUUGUUUUAAUGUGUCUGCGUGACUGGUGAUGUCUAUCCAAAAGUCUGUUAAACUUAAGUGUCCGGUUAGGGAGAAAGUUACUCCUCUUUGCUUCUUUUGACCAUAUCCUUCAUAUGUAUAUGUCUAUAGUUGGUCUCCAGUAUGUCCUGAGCACAGAAGUAUACAAAUGGAGCCAAUUAAGGCUUCAGAUGCUCUUGGUAGCUUAUGUUCCACGGGGUAUGAAUUUUGGCACAACAAUGGCAAACUUAAAAGCUAAGUAAGUUGAGUUGGUGUGGUAUCAAAAAGUGGAUUUAGGAUGUGUGAUUUCUAAAGAUAGUUCCGGUGUACCUCAACUGUAAAGCCCCUCCCUGGAUUUAAGUGCCUGGCCAGCUGUCACAAAUGAACAUAUUCCUUUAAGGCAGUUAUUUUAAGCUUUGUUCACACAUUGGAGAGUAUGAAAAUGAAGUGUUCUCAGAGCUCUGAUACCUAAUCUUGUAAACCUGUUAGAUGCUCUCUGCUCCAGCAUGGAAAGUAUGUGAGUUGGUAACGCAGUACUGUGUUUACUGGUCUUCCCGUAAGAGUGCUGUGUAUGGAGUGGUUGUGGGUUGGUUUUAUUUAGCCAGCCACCUGUAGAAUCAGCCUUUUAACUGCUGUGAACUUUUUCAUGACUUGAAUAUGAAGAUAGACACAAACUUUAUAAAGAGAAAUGUCUGUUUUCCCCAUUUUAGAAUGUGUGAGCCUAGUCUUGUCUUCCUUUGCGUUCAGUGGUAAACCUCAGCGGCAGCUCCCACCAAGGAUCGGAGCUGUGCAUCCCUCCUCAUACCCCAUCUCCGCUGGGCAUGAGAAGCAGAGCUAACGAUGGAAAACAUUUGCCUGGGUGGUUUCUGAAAUAGAGAGAGAGAUAGAUGAUAAUUCUUAAACAGUUUUUAUUUUUGCUAUUUCUUUAAGCUGUCUGAUGUGCCACGAAUUUAUUUUAAGGUGGGUUUUUUUUUUUAUAAGAAUUGUUUUAAGAGUGUUCUCAUGAGAUUAGUUGUAGAUAUUUUUAAAAAUACAGCUGGGUUUUAAAAGUCUAAGUACUGCUCUAAUCAAGUAUUUGAACUCUGGAGAGAAGGGGGUUGGUGGAAGUUGUAUGACUUUUGUAUUUCCGUGCUAUCAAAUAAAGGUCAGAACAUCAACUGUGCACACCUGCUGUUCCAAUGAGAACUGUUGGCCCCGUGGCCUAAGUGAAGGGGCUGAUAUUUUAAGUUGACUGUUCUAUUGUAAAUUAAUCCAUUCUAAUUUUUAAAAUCUUGAUUGACUGUUUUCCUUGUUAAAUAAUUAAAAAAUAAAUAAAAAACUGGAAGU
Messenger RNA from Chionomys nivalis (European snow vole), 4204 nucleotides. RefSeq names its product NRAS proto-oncogene, GTPase (gene Nras). Gene Ontology annotation, molecular function: GDP binding; GTP binding; GTPase activity. The record is from RefSeq and is a predicted model, not a curated record. The transcript has 7 exons. Gene Ontology annotation, cellular component: plasma membrane. Lineage: Eukaryota; Metazoa; Chordata; Mammalia; Rodentia; Cricetidae. The coding region runs from base 122 to 691 and encodes 189 amino acids. Gene Ontology annotation, biological process: Ras protein signal transduction.